Messenger RNA from Malania oleifera, 1472 nucleotides. Its product is annotated as biotin--protein ligase 2-like. Gene Ontology annotation, molecular function: biotin--[biotin carboxyl-carrier protein] ligase activity. The record is from RefSeq and is a predicted model, not a curated record. Bases 51 to 1160 code for a protein of 369 amino acids. Gene Ontology annotation, biological process: protein modification process. Gene Ontology annotation, cellular component: cytoplasm. The transcript has 10 exons. Lineage: Eukaryota; Viridiplantae; Streptophyta; Magnoliopsida; Santalales; Ximeniaceae.
AGGAAACAGCUUUUUCAGUUUUCAGAGUUGCUCUGCUAUGUUGAUGCUUAAUGAAGUCCUUGGUUCUUUCACUCGUUUCACUCGCUGCAAAGCCUUUUCAGCGCUCGCUCUCCUCUCUCUCUCUCUGCACACCAAGCCCCAAGAAGCCUUUUGAUCUCUCUCCGUCAGAUGCAAAAGCCGAAGUGAUGGAUUGCACCUCUUCUUGUACGCUGGUUUUAUGUGGAAAAUCAUCAGUUGAGACUGAAAUUGCUAAAUCUUUGAAGAGCAAUAGCAGUCUAAAACUUCCAGACAAUGGCGAGAUUUCAAUCCUUUUGCAUUCGGAGACUGUAAAACCUUGCGAAGAGGAGUCUUUUCAGUUUGAAUUGUUCAUGAGUUCUCUUUUAACGACUUGCUUUGGAAGGUUUCUUAUUUGGUCUCCGCGCUUGCCGUCAACGCACGAUGUUGUUUCUCACAAUUUUUGUGAGCUUCCAAUCGGCGCAGUCUGUGUUGCUGAUGUUCAGUUCAAAGGCCGAGGCAGAUCAAAGAAUCCGUGGGAAUCUCCAGCUGGUUGUCUUAUGUUUUCUUUUACAAUACAAAUGGAGGACGGACGGAUUGUGCCUCUUUUGCAGUAUGUGGUGUCUCUUGCAAUUACUGAAGCAAUAAAAGAUGUUUGUGAUUCAAAUGGCUUGCCGCAUCUUGAUGUUAGAAUAAAGUGGCCCAAUGAUUUGUACCUAAAUGGCCUUAAAAUUGGUGGAAUUCUAUGCACAUCAACAUACAAAUCAAAGAAGUUUAAUGUCAGUGCUGGUAUAGGACUGAAUGUUGAUAAUGAGAAGCCAACAACAUGCUUGAAUGCAGUAAUGCGAGAAUUCUCUUCUGUUGCUUACAGUUUUAGAAGAGAAGAUAUUAUCGCAUCCUUCUUUAAUAAGUUCGAGAAUUUUUUUCAUCUUUUCAUAAAUCAAGGAUUUCAAUCUCUUGAGGAACUAUACUAUAAGACAUGGCUACAUAGUGGGCAGAGAGUAAUAAUACAGGAAAAGAAUGAGGGGCGGUUGGUGGAAAAUGUUGUUACCAUUCAGGGUUUGACAUCCUCUGGAUACUUGUUAGCUAUGGGUGAUGAUAAUCAAAUGUGUGAGCUUCAUCCUGAUGGCAAUAGGGACUACAAAAAUGGGCGAGUCCAUGUGUAACAGUCUUGGCCCAACUCCGUGAGGUAUUAUCCGCUUUGGCCCAUUGGUCUCACGGGUUUGUACUAUAAAAGAUGUCUCACAUAGUUGGGGCCCAAACUAUCCUUAUAACCCCAAGAUCUCCCUAGUACUCAACCGAUGUGGGACCCUGACACCAUGCUAUGAACUGAUAAUUAAAGGAGGACUAAUAACCAACCCAUUGCUUCCUUUAUCUGGAUCCAAAAAGCCAGUCAAGCUAUGGUAUAUGGGACACAUUUAUUGUAGAAACUGCAAUUUUUUUACAUAAAUAAAAGAGAAGUUAAUCGAUUUCUGUAA